AUGAGUCCACAUCUAAAGUCUUGCAACUCGUUUAUAUAUAGAGAAUAAAGUGACUUUGAGUGAGAAAAGAAAAAAAUCCACAAAACUUAGCUAGAGUGACAAAUAAGUCAAAUAAAUGGGUGGAGAAAAGAACAAGGCAAGGGAUAUGGUGGAGGAGGAGGAGGAGCCGCUCAGCCCAUGCUCACGGUUGUUCAAUUCACCGGAUUUCAACUGUGCUAUAAUCGUCACAAUGGGAUGUAAAGUCAAAGGAAAUCCACCUGCAAUCAUCGACGGCCUUAAACACACACUCGCUAAUCACCCUCGCUUCUCCAGCAUAUUAGAUAUGAAGAAUGGGAAGAAAGGGAAACCAAGAUGGGUUAGGACAAAAGUUAGAGUAGAAGAGCAUGUGAUUGUUCCAGAUAUAGAACCCAACACUGAAAAUCCUGAUCAGUAUCUUGAAGACUAUAUCUCUAAGUUAACGACCGUUCCUCUAGAUUUGUCUAAACCAUUAUGGGAAAUUCACGUACUCUGCCUCAAGACAUCAAACGCUGAAUCCAUUGGCAUUCUCAAAAUCCAUCAUUCUUUGGGUGAUGGAAUGUCACUCAUGUCUCUUUUCCUCGCUUGCACCCGUAAAACAUCAGACCCCGAGGCUUUGCCUACUGUGGCGGUUCAGAAAAAACAGUUUGGACCUAGCUGCUACAUUGGUUUUUUCAACAAGAUUUGGUGGUUAUUUGUAGGGCUUUGGUUUAUCCUAAGACUGGUCUUCAACACUUUUAUUGAUGUCUUAAUGUUUGCUCUAACAAUUUGUUUCUUGGGGGAUACGGAGACUCCUCUCUUGGCAAAACCCGGUAGUGAACUUAAACCAAAGAAGUUUGUCUAUCGAAUUAUCAGUUUUGACGAUGUGAAGCUGGUGAAAAAUGCAGUGAACAUGACGGUAAAUGAUGUUCUCCUUGGAGUAACCCAGGCCGGACUUUCACGGUAUCUUACUAGGAGAUAUGAUCAAGCAGCGACACCGAAGUCCAAAGAUUUGAUGAGGAGAAUCCGACUUCGUUCAGCCAUUAUGAUUAACCUGAGACCAAACACAGGAAUAGAGGCUCUGGCGGAUAUGAUGGCCAAGAAAUCGAAAUGCAGAUGGGGAAAUCUCUUCGGUUACAUCCUCCUACCAUUCUCCCUCGGGCUAGAGACUGAUCCUCUAGAAUACCUUCGCCGAGCUAAAGUUACGGUUGACCGCAAGAAACACUCUCUUGAGGCUGUAUUCUCCAUGGCGUUCUUUAAAUUGAUACUUAAAGUUCUGGGGCUCAAGGCAAGUGUGGUCCUUGUUAGGAAAGUGAUCCAUAGUACAACAUUGUCAUUCUCAAACGUCGUCGGUCCAAAAGAAGAAAUAACUUUUCAUGGCCACCCGUUAUCUUAUAUCGCGCCUAGUGUUUUUGGCCACCCACAUGCUCUUACUCUACAUUUCCAGAGUUAUGAGAACAAGGUGAUAAUAUCAGUAACGGCCGAUCCAACAGUCAUUCCAGACCCUCACAAGAUGUGUGACGAUUUGGUGGAGUCUCUCAAGUUGAUUAAAUCUUCUGUCCUAGAAAGAGGAUUAUAUGAGAUGGAGGUUUAAUUGAAGCUCUUCUAUUGAUUGUGUUACAAUAUCAUAUGUCGAUGUAAAAACUUCUAAGACAUCAAUAAAGUUUUUAUAAACCAAAA
Messenger RNA from Brassica napus (rape), 1674 nucleotides. RefSeq names its product wax ester synthase/diacylglycerol acyltransferase 11-like. Gene Ontology annotation, molecular function: long-chain-alcohol O-fatty-acyltransferase activity; diacylglycerol O-acyltransferase activity. Gene Ontology annotation, biological process: triglyceride biosynthetic process. Gene Ontology annotation, cellular component: plasma membrane. Bases 116 to 1588 code for a protein of 490 amino acids. Lineage: Eukaryota; Viridiplantae; Streptophyta; Magnoliopsida; Brassicales; Brassicaceae. The record is from RefSeq and is a predicted model, not a curated record. The transcript is spliced from 7 exons.